Gloeophyllum trabeum ATCC 11539 is the source of this 1277-nucleotide messenger RNA. Its product is annotated as mitochondrial carrier. The transcript has 4 exons. The coding region runs from base 157 to 1182 and encodes 341 amino acids. Gene Ontology annotation, biological process: mitochondrial L-ornithine transmembrane transport. The record is from RefSeq and is a predicted model, not a curated record. Lineage: Eukaryota; Fungi; Basidiomycota; Agaricomycetes; Gloeophyllales; Gloeophyllaceae. Gene Ontology annotation, molecular function: L-ornithine transmembrane transporter activity.
ACAUACAGCUGUACUUUUGCCACAGCUGCGUAUAGCAAUUGCUGUUCAUUGAGAGUGCCUAUAUAGCUCCUGCUCCGCGAUGCAAUAGCAGCCUUCUACUUCGUCUUGACUGUCAUCUCGUUCAGCAUAUCAUAGACCACUUCUCUGAUAACGACCAUGGACUCUUCCUCGCCCACCGUCCGGGCACUCAAGGACAUUGCGUUCGGCAGCGCAGCAGGCAUCGCGUCCAAGUUCCUCGAACACCCGUUUGACCUCUGUAAAGUCCGCCUGCAGGCGCAGGUGCUCGACCAGCACGCGCGGUUCAGCGGGCCCAUAGACUGCUUGACGCAGACGUGGAAGAAUGAGGGGAUACGAGGCCUGUAUAGGGGCUUGCCUGCGCCGAUUGUAGGCGCGAUGGUGGAGAACGCCUCGCUGUUCCUGUCGUACAGCGAGCUGCAGCACCUCAUCCGGCGUUUCAACCACCUCCCCGCUUCGCAAGAUCUCUCCGUGCCUCAGCUGGCACUCGCGGGCGCCGGCGCGGGGGGUAUCACCAGUUUCCUCCUCACCCCAAUCGAACUCGUCAAGUGCAAGAUGCAAGUGCAGAUGCUCGUCGGGUCCCCCCUCGCGCCCUCGCCCUCCACCGUCGCCGCCCUCGCCUCCUCCACCCACCCCGCCAGCGCACCUCCGCCAGCGCCGGCGCCCCUGCCCUCGCGCGCGCACCUCCCGGGUCCGCUCGGCGUGCUCACGAACGUGGUCCGCACGACGGGCGUGCGCGGGCUCUGGCUCGGGCACACGGGCACGUUCAUCCGCGAGACGGGCGGCAGCGGCGCGUGGUUCGCGACGAAGGAGGCCGUCGCGGCGUUCCUCGUCGCCCGCGACCCGCCCUCCCGCGCCGCGCCCCGGCGGACGAAGAAGGAGCUGCGCCCGUGGGAGUCGGCGCUCGCGGGUGCGUGCGCCGGCGGGAUGUACAACCUUGCGUUCUUCCCGGCCGACACGGUCAAGAGCACGCUGCAGACGGAGGGGGAACUAAGACCGGGCGUGGAACGGGGGAAGGCAAGCUUUUUUGGGACGUUUAUGGAGAUGUGGAGGAAGCAGGGGUUGAGGGGUUUGUAUGCGGGGUGCGGGAUUACGAUUGCGAGGAGUAUACCGAGCAGUGCGGUGAUCUUUUUGAUUUAUGAUGGGUUGAGUCGGAGGUUUGGGUAGGUUAGCGGGUGUCUCGAGGAGGGAACUUGUAAAUAUAAUACAUAUAAUGAUUUAUAGAGUUGCUAGAUUUAUCUCUGUUCUGUCACAAUGCGUGC